This is a messenger RNA of Corticium candelabrum, 3081 nucleotides long. RefSeq names its product meckelin-like. The record is from RefSeq and is a predicted model, not a curated record. The transcript has a single exon. Gene Ontology annotation, cellular component: ciliary transition zone; MKS complex. Bases 1 to 3081 code for a protein of 1026 amino acids. Lineage: Eukaryota; Metazoa; Porifera; Homoscleromorpha; Homosclerophorida; Plakinidae. Gene Ontology annotation, biological process: cilium assembly.
AUGUUAAAUGGUAAAGAUGUAAACCCCUUACUUCUGACCGUCACCAUAGUUACACUAUCCCGUAUCUGGAUGCAUUUGGAGGGAGUCUGGUAUAUUAUGGAAUCAGAGUGCUUGUUUCUUAUUGUUUGUUGUUGUCUGGGUUUAGUGCGCUCUCAAUCUAUUCCGUUUGAGCAACCCAGUUCAUGUGAGAGGGAUCCCCUACCAGGACAGUAUUUUGAUAUCUCAAGUCUCUCAUGUCAACCAUGUGGCCCCAACCAGCAACCACGAGCUGAUCAGUUAGGAUGUGAAUGUGUGCACAAUGCAAGACUGCUAUCAGAUCAUGGUGGACCUGACAUUGAAUGUCAGAUCUGUCCAUCAAAUACAGUGGCCACUUCGGAUGGAUACGACUGUGUAGCUUGUGAUGCUACUGCCCCUUAUGAUUCAGCAACGAAGGCUUGCACGCCUUGUAAUCCACCUACAAUUGUGGUUGAUAGAGAACAGAAUGGAAGAAUACAGAAUGUGAGGUGCUUGUCGUGUGUAUCAGGAACACGUCUUCGUAAUUCUCGAUGUCUCCCCUGUAGUCCUCUUCUUGACGAGUCAGUAGAAUGCCAGUGUGACAGAACAAAAGACGGUUCUUGUUUUAUCUCUUCACCUGAACAGCUUAUUGUUGCCUUAAUACCACAGCACCAAGUGUUAUAUCCCGACCUUGAGCUUGACCCCAAUUUUACUUCAUUUCCAUUUACUCAGAGUUUUCAAGCAUCAGAAGCUCUCUGUAGACUUUACAGCAAUCUAACAGCUUGUCAGACGCUUGCCAAUCUUUGUGUACUGCUUCAUUAUACCAAAAAUCAUUUCACAGAUUCAUUACAAGAUGCUUGCAGUACAUACACAGAUUUGAAGAAACAGCGAGUUCUAGAUGGAUCUGUUGAUCCAUCUCUUCCAGACUGGCCGAAAACAAUGCCAUGGUUGUAUUAUGAAAAUCGAGAUAUCCUGACUAGCACUGACAUUAAGACAAGCUUUUCAUUUAAAAACAAAGCUGAACAACCAGCCUCACUUAGCCUCAUUGCUGCUGUCUAUUCUUUCAAUGGCUCGUUUCUUGGCCUCCAAGAUGCUUCUGAUUUAUUGCAGUUAUGUGAUGACCGAAUGCUUGUUGUCUUGUCAGCAUAUGAGGUAGGAACAGAAUACAGUAAUGAAUGUGACUUGCAUCUGAUGUCUGCUUUGUCACAACCUACACUGUUCUAUGAUUUGUAUCUGAAAGAUGGAGAUCGUCUGUUUCCUAUUCCUGUUCUUAAUGAGAACUAUCGUAGCGAAGGAACAUACGUGAACACUAUGAGUGACACACAAGAGUGGCAGUUAACACGACGCUUUUUUCUUAUUGAUUCAAUCAGUGGAGUUGAAGCUUCAGGCGAGCCACCAAGAGUUGUCCGAAUAGCUGACGUAAUUCUAUUGGAUGUAAAACUUCGUUCUGAUGGUGAUGGACACAUUUACCCACCGCUACUACGUAUCCACUAUAAAGAAGUUCAACAGAGUGAACUGACUGACACAUCAACUCUGUCUGUCUCAUUUUCUGUGUCGUAUUCAAUGGACACAGAAUCAUUUGAGACAGGUGUUCGUGUGGCUAUUGGUCUUAUGUCUGGACUUGCUUUUCUUUACACUAUUCUACUCAUACAUGGCUGGAGACGACGAAAUGGAACAGAAACAUUAGAUUUGUCUACUGUAACCACUUUCUUCUUUAUGUUAUGUGGUACACUGGCCUCUUCCUAUUUCUGGAUUCUAUUCAGUAGUGGAGCCUAUUGGCUUCUCUUCUUCAAAGGACAACAAAAAGUGUCUAUUCUACUUCCCACAUCGUCACAAGAGAGAAUAUUUGUUGGACUAAUUAUUUCCUUUGGUGUAUUGAAGAUUUUGCACAUGUUACACAUUGUUUGGAGGCAAGUUAAUGUUGACAUAUUUUUCAUUGACUGGGAGAAACCUCGAGGCAACACAACAAGGCCAAGUGCUUCCACUGCCAUUCCAACAGAUACAGAUGCAGAACAUGGUGCUGCAGAGACCUGCCAGUGGCGACCAGGAGGAGAUCAAUUCCCAGUCAGUAUCUGGAGAACAUACUUUAUAGCUAAUGAAUGGAAUGAGUUACAAACAAUGCGCAAAAUUAACAGUAUUUUUCAGAUACUAGUCGUGCUGUUCUUCCUCCAAGUUGUUGGCUUCUCUGAUGUCUGUCGUCGUAACCCACACACAUUCUAUUCACUUUCUAGAGACGAAUAUCCAGCACCUUCAAGUCGAAUCCUCAGGUUUUCCAUGGCAGUCACCAUUUAUGUUAUUGUUGCUAUCAUUCAGUGGAUAUUCUUUGUGUUUAUCUAUGAGCGCUUUAUAGAAGACAAAAUCCGUCAGUUUGUGGAUGUUUGCUCAAUGGCUAAUAUUAGUGUGUUCAUUAUUGAACACAAUGUAUUUGGUUACUACAUUCAUGGACGCUCUGUCCAUGGACGUGCUGACACAGACAUGCUGGACAUGAAUCUCCAGCUGAAACGUGAAGAAGAAGAUCUUUGUGGUAAACGUGGCUUACUACCCGAAUCAGACCAACAGACUUUUGAAUUGGCUCUUACUCUCAGAUUGAGGCAACAGUAUGAUCGCCUCAUGCUGCCUGUUCGUGAGCAGCUAGCUCACCGAACAGACCAUGACAGAAGAGCUCAACAUCCACCCACAGGAGCAUCUCAACACUUCAACACUCGAACACUCCAAGCGUAUUUCAUUAUGAACAGAUUCCUGUCUGCAUUUUUGGAUCAUGCGCUACGAGAUUUCGACUAUAUGGUAAGAGACAAGAUCCUUUUGGAGCGCCUGAUGGGAAUGGAGUUCAAUGAUCCAAUAGAGAAAGCUCUAUUCUACAAUGAUGAAGGUCACAGCUUCGAUAAUGUUGUGUUUUAUGGCAACGAGUGGAAUCUCACGUUGUUUGAUCUUGCCAUUUUUACUCUCAUAGACCUCAUGGCUACUGACUUUGUGUUGGCAGCUUUCAUAACCUACAUAGUCAGUCAACUGUUAGUUUUAGUAAGAGAUAGUUUGGGACGAAGGAAUCUAGUGACAAAGACAAUGGUCGAUAGGCGAUUUCUGAUCUAG